Molecule: messenger RNA, 739 nt
Organism: Dinoponera quadriceps
Lineage: Eukaryota; Metazoa; Arthropoda; Insecta; Hymenoptera; Formicidae
Exons: 2
Coding region: 152-715 (187 amino acids)
Source: RefSeq, a predicted model, not a curated record
UUAAGACCAAACGUGCAAAUUAUUACUUGCCUAUUGAACAGGCAAGAAAAUAAAGUGUGAAACAGUGCAUUCACAAUGCAAGAAAAUAAAGUGUGAAAACGUUUCUACUGAAAAACCACGUAUUCCUGCUCGUAUCUUAGGGAGGAGAUACAUGCUAACAACUACAAAAUAUAAAUACUUAGAAAUUGGAAUCAGUGUAGGACCUGCAUCCUACGUGGAACUUGUUCUUGGCGAUAAUCGAGGCAAUCAUUUGAUAUUACCGAAUGAAAUCUGGAAGGAGAUUAUACACAGACGUGCACACAUUGAGCGAUAUGUGGAGUCAUCUUAUUCCUCGCCAUUAUGGAUUCAAGAUUUGUCGGUGGAAUGUCGCAUGAUGCAUGGGGAUACCAUUAUACAGCUUACAUUGUUCAACAAGUCAUUGUAUUUAAAACCGGAAACAUUGAAUAACUUAUUCAAUCUUGAGCAGUGUAUUGAUCAUAUGUACUCAUGGUUAUAUAAAAAUACACAUAUUGUUAAUGCAAAGUUCCAAAAAUUUGUAUGCAUUUUGCAACAAAAUGAUAUUAUUCGUAAAUGGUACGAAUCAAAAACUACUGACUGGUCUUACGCCGCUAAAGUAAUACGCAAAAGUGACGAUUUCGACAGCGAGUCUCUUGUCGACUGCGAGUUAUUGGCGUGCGCCUUGAAAGAUAUUGUACAUUAUGCUCUUGAUAAAUAAUAAUCAACUAUUUUAGAUCGUAAA